UUAGGUCUCUGGCGCAAGGUUAGUUACACCCCUGUGUGUUUUGGAACAAAAGAUGAUCAGUUUGGAAGGUUCUUUGUUCCAUCAAGUGGCAAUUUGGCUGCCCUGAAGUUGGUACACCUGUACGGUUACGUGUCCUGUGACCCGAAAUCAAAUGCUCGCUGGUCUUACUGGGGCUGUGCUGGACCGGAAGUAAACGUGGUGGUAACCAAUUCGACCAACCACGUCCUUCUCCCGGCAGACGAGUUUAGCUCUAAUUCUGUUACAAAGUGGUUUAACAUUCCUGGAUAUAACUCACUCUCUCCUGAGAUUGUCCUGUCAGUUCUGUCCCGUCCUCGCUGGAUGACCUCCGGCGAAGAACUACGCCUGUGGAACGGGGAGGAUUUGGUGAAUCGAAGUGAAAGUGACAACGGAGGAAGGGUGUGUUGUGAUGUGCAUGCUCUUUUCGUU
Messenger RNA from Porites lobata, 447 nucleotides. The record is from the annotation of a GenBank genome assembly. Lineage: Eukaryota; Metazoa; Cnidaria; Anthozoa; Scleractinia; Poritidae.